UUAAUUUUACAUUCCUGAAUUUUGACAGUAGUGGGAGUAAAUCUGAAGUUGAAGAAUGAAAACGUCAAAGUUGUACUAAAAUAUCUCUUUUACAAUGUUUAAACUAGUGAAAUUUGUAAACAAAAAUCCGAAGAAGCUUUUAUGUUUACGGGGAAAGCUCAGCAAAGGAAGUUAAUUAAAUAUUUCUUAGGUUUAAGACCAACAUCCCAAAAUGGCUUCUGGUGACACAAUAGAGACUAUUGAAAAUGUGGAAAAUUCUGUGAUAUAUAAUACUCCUAAAGAACACCCUUCUGUGCAAGAAAUUCAUUAUCAGAAAGAUAAAGAUGCUAUUUCAAUUGAAAGAGGAGAUUCAGAUGGUAAACAAAAUGUUCCAAAAUCAGGAACUAAUACAAUACUUAGAACAAAAGCAGAAAGAGAAAAAGAUAGGGAAAGGAAAAUUGGUCACCGAAGGGUGGGAGUGGGGGGUGAAAUCACCUAUAAAAAAAUACAAACAUCUCAAAUUAUGGGAUCUAUACAAUUGGGAAUCCAACAUGCAGUGGGUGGUCUAGCAUCUAAACCUGAGAGAGAUCUUCUUAUGCAAGAUUUUAUGACUGUAGAAACUACAACUUUUCCAAGCGAGGGCUCUAGUCAUACUCCUGCCCAUCAUUACUCAGAAUUCAAAUUUAAAAAUUAUGCUCCCAUUGCAUUUAGGUAUUUUAGGGAACUAUUUGGAAUUCAACCAGAUGAUUUUCUUAUGUCAAUGUGUAGUGCUCCACUAAGGGAAUUAUCAAAUCCAGGUGCCAGUGGUUCAUGAUUUUACUNGAUAUAUAUUAAUGUUCAAACAUUUAUUCUUAUUUUUUUUAAUAAUAUAGGAAACUUGUUUUAAAAUGCGAUUUAAUUGUAAAUUAACUUUUUAGGUUAUUAUAUGAAUUUAAAUCAAAAUCCUAGGACGUUGCUACCAAAAUUUUUUGGUUUGUACUGUUAUCAGUGUAAUAGUAAAAACGUACGAUUAGUUAUAAUGAAUAAUUUAUUACCUAGCUCUGUUAAAAUGCAUCAAAAGUACGACCUGAAGGGCAGCACAUACAAGCGAAAGGCCUCGAAAACGGAAAGGCAGAAGCGUUCGCCGACAUUUAAAGACUUGGAUUUCAUGGAGCAUCAUCCAGAAGGGAUUCUUAUGGAAGCAGACACUUACAGUGCACUUGUCAAAACUAUACAGAGGGACUGUCGUGUACUGGAAAGCUUCAAAAUAAUGGACUACAGUCUUUUGGUUGGAGUGCACAAUUUGGAUCAAGCUCAAAAAGAAAAACAGCAAGAAAAGAAGGUUGAAGAAGCCCUAGAUCACGAACUUUAUCAGAGAGAGGCAGGAGAAGAUCCUAGUGUUGCCAUGGUUUACGUUGAAAGAGAGAAAGAAAAAGAUGACCGAAUAGGGGCGUCUUCCCUUAAUAGAACGCGAUCGAUUAAUCGUCAAAGGCUUGUAGCCCAUUCGACCGCUAUGGAAAGCAUUCAAGCGGAAUCCGAACCCAUCGACGAAGAGGAAGAUGUACCGCCUGGAGGAAUACCUGCAAGAAAUGCAAAAGGCGAAAGGUUAUUACUUUUUAUCGGUAUCAUAGACAUCUUGCAGAGCUACAGGCUGAAAAAGAAGUUGGAGCACACCAUUAAGUCCAUGAUUCAUGAUGGCGACACCGUUUCAGUUCAUAAUCCAAGUUUUUACGCUUCCCGAUUCCAACAGUUCAUGGCAAACAAAGUUUUUAAGAAGAUACCCUCGCUGGACUUGCCUGAAAUUAAGGGCAACCAUCGCAAGUUUCGAACACUGGUUACCAGCUACAUAGCUUUAAAACACUCGCCAUCAAAGAGGAAAUCCUUGGUUCAAAGACCAUUUAGAGGACAUGAAGAUUUUGAUAACAAUACUACGGCGCAAGUCCAGUCCAGUUCUAGUCAACAAAAUGGAAGUAAAACUGUGUCGCCUACAGAAACGGCUGCCGCCAAAGUGCCCCCCGUUCCUUCAAAUGUUCCCGCGUUAGUGACGUCAUCCCCGCCUGCCUUGACAUCACCCCCAAAUUCCUCUUAUCCUGCCAUUCUUGUGGGAAGCCACUCUCUGAGGAGUAGCGACCACAAACCCAAAGUUCCUCCCCCAGUACCACCCCGCGGCACCCAAAAAGUCAAACGAGGCGGAACCAGUAACGGCGGUAAAGGUAUAGUGCCAAGCUGCUGCAGCACUCCCCCACCCACAUUCGACGAAGUACUGGAACAGACCGCAACCGCUGUUUCGUCAUCUGUACUUUCUUCUUCAGUCUCCGCGAGGGGAAGGCUCAUGUCACACCACUCGUCUCAACACCCAGGCAGCGGAAGAGGAACAUAUCGGGAUGAUGCUAUCAGCAUAAGUGACAUUAAGUUGGAAUCUCGACCUGAAAAUAAGUCAACUUUAAGUGUAGAGUCUGGCAGUUCGGGUGCUGGUCAUUCGAGCCAUUCACGUAUGCUGGCCUGGACGCCUCCCGCGUCGGUGGAAGGAUCCACCCCCACGUGGACCGAGGGUACACCUUCUUUCACGGAGUCGUCAAGUAGCGGAGAUAUGGGCUGUCCCACAACGCCCUUGCGAAAAGUCCCCGCAUCUUCGCUUUCGACCACAGUCAUUCAUCAUAAGGACACCGUGGAAAAUGCCAUCAAUUGUCUAACCACUGAAGUGGAGCACCUCAGGCAGCGUGUUGAAACUGAUUACGUGUGAGACAAGUUGAAUAAUAUCGAAUAUUUGACAGUGUAAUAGCACACAUUUACACAUACACAUGCACAGUUUUACGUACUUACAACCUACCUACUAAUACAUACGUUGUUGUUGCAAAUAAAAAAAAUGCUUUUUAGAAAUGAUAUAUUUAAG
Messenger RNA from Agrilus planipennis (emerald ash borer), 2851 nucleotides. Its product is annotated as phosphatidylinositol 4-phosphate 5-kinase type-1 alpha. The record is from RefSeq and is a predicted model, not a curated record. The transcript is spliced from 18 exons. Gene Ontology annotation, molecular function: phosphatidylinositol kinase activity. Lineage: Eukaryota; Metazoa; Arthropoda; Insecta; Coleoptera; Buprestidae. Gene Ontology annotation, biological process: phosphatidylinositol metabolic process.